UAGUCAACAAAGAGGAGAUAAGGGGAAGAAAAGUCCCGGUGACUAACUUUGUUGUGCAAAACGGAGACAGAAUCCCGCACGCGCUGAACCGCCGCGGCUCUGCGCACCGACGCGCGCACGCCCCUCCGGAGGCGACGCGGGCACGUUUUACUCUUACAACACCGCUUUGCAUCAAAGUCACACCGGAGUGCGUGUGCGUGGGUUUUGUGCGGGGGGGUAACAAACCCGCAUUGCUGUGGAGGAUUGGCACAUGCGGACACGACGUCCCACGCGCACGGAUAGUCGCUAGAUCGCAACCCCCUACAAACAUGUUUGACUAUCUGGAAUUCCACGCGUUCGGCCCCGGAGAAGUCAUGGACUUGUACGCGUCCACGUCCAGCCCCGCGUGCACGCUGCAGGAGGACGACCGGGACGUGUCAGCCUUCUUCCCGCAGCUGGUGGAGGCGGACUGGCAGCAGCACCGCUGCUCGCAGUCCGUUGAAAGCCAGAGCUCCAGCUCCGGCUCGGACGACCUGUUCGCCUGCCCGGCCUCGCCGCCGCCGCCCCCUCGCACCUACAAGCCCUGCUUCGUGUGCCAGGACAAGUCCUCCGGCUACCACUACGGCGUCAGCGCCUGCGAGGGCUGCAAGGGCUUCUUCCGCCGCAGCGUGCAGAAAAACAUGGUGUACACCUGCCACCGGGACCGGAACUGCAUCAUCAACAAGAUCACAAGGAACCGCUGUCAGUACUGUCGGCUCCAGAGGUGCUUCGCCGCGGGAAUGUCCAAGGAGUCAGUGAGGAACGACAGGAACAGCCGGACGGGGAAGAAGGCGGCGGUGAAGAUGACCGUCGUGGAGACGUACGAGCUGACGGCCGAGCUGGGCCUGAUAGUGGAGAAGAUCUGCCGGGCUCACAGGGAGACCUUCCCCUCCCUCUGCCAACUGGGAAAAUACACCACGAACUCCAGCUCGGACCACAGGAUUCAGCUGGACCUCGGGCUGUGGGACAAGUUCAGCGAGCUCGCCACCAAGUGCAUCAUCAAGGUGGUGGAGUUCGCCAAGCGCGUGCCCGGCUUCACCGGCCUGACCAUCGCCGACCAGAUCACUCUGCUCAAAACCGCCUGCCUGGACAUCCUGAUCCUGAGGAUCUGCACCCGCUACACUCCCGACAAGGACACCAUGACCUUCUCCGACGGGCUGACCCUGACCCGCACUCAGAUCCACAACGCCGGCUUCGGCCCGCUGACGGAUCAGGUCUUCACGUUCGCCGGCCAGCUGCUGCCGCUGCAGAUGGACGACACGGAGAGCGGCCUGCUCAGCGCCAUCUGUCUGGUCUCCGGAGACCGACAGGACCUGGAGGAGCCGUCGAAGGUGGAGGUGCUGCAGGAGCCGCUGCUGGAGGCGCUGAAGAUUUACUCCCGCAAACGGCGGCCCAGCAUGCCCAUGAUGUUCCCCAGGGCCCUCAUGAAAAUCACCGACCUGCGCAGCAUCAGCGCCAAAGGAGCCGAGAGGGUGGUGACGCUGAAGUUGGAGAUCCCGGGCUCCAUGCCCCCUCUGAUCCAGGAGAUGCUGGAGGAUCUGCAGGACCUGCAGAAACACUGUGAGGAGAACCAAGCGGAGGCAAACAGCAGCAUCAUCUCCUCCUGACUUCUCACUCUGAGACGGCUCCAGGAAACUCUUGUGUCCCGAGGGGGGUUGGGGGGGGGGGGCGACGGGGGGGGGCGGCGCUGACAGCAUGAACUGAAGACAGGGACACUAGUGUCUUACCUCAGUGUCACAGAAGAAGAGAUUCAGUCGUUACGCUGAUGAGCGAAGAGCUCGUUUCUGCCUCAAAGUGGAAAAAAAGAGAACGAUGCAGUUUUUUAGAUUGUAUCACGCCCUCGUAAACAGUGGGAAUAACACAGGACUCUACUGUAUUUAUACAUGCAUGGAUUACUUUUACCUCAUUUAAUAACAACUUAUUUAGCUUCCCUAGGCAUUAAACACACAGACUUAAAACGUCUACUGCUUGUACACGCAAUUUACUGUUGGUGAAAAGAAAGAUGUGUCAAAGCAGUUUUGUCCACACAAAAAAAGGGAAAUAUAGAAGCUCAUUUUUGGAAAAGGUGGAUUUUCACAUCCGGUGUUAACAAAGUUCACAAAAGCACACAACUGCCUUCAUACAGGAAAACAGAACGCCGAGCAUAGGCCUUGAAUCAAAAAAGUCGAACUAUGUGGGAUUAUUCAGGGAGGAGUCUUUGACUUCUUUGGAACAAAAUUAUUUAGAUAUGAAACAUUUUUUCCGACUUUAGAAAGUAUUAUGCCGCUUUCCAUGAAGUAAAAUGGGUCUUGUGCAAAAUACCGUUUCAGGUAAAGUAUUGUCAUUUUCAUUUGGGUCAAUGAAGAAAUACAUUAUCGCAAACCAUAUCAAAAUAAUGGAACUUAUACAGCCUUAAGCCCUAAGAUGCGAUACACUGCGCCGUUUGCAGAACGCAGUUUGAAUUAUAUUGACACGUUUUUUUUUUCGAGCACUAUAAAAUGCUCUCGUUUCACACUGUUGUUAAACGAAUAGUCCGUGCACAGAGCUCGCCCCGUAAAACCACCCGUGGGUGUUUACACUGUUGCUGUUUUUUGGUAUCAAAUGGAGCGGGAAACAAAAACCGCAAGUAACAUGUGGAGGAGACACAAGAUCCACUCUUACUUACGUAUUUCACCAAGUGUGAAACUGCUCCUUUAAAAACGUGUCUUUAAAUCAGUUCAAAAAAAAAAUACAUUUUGCUGGAUGUCUGCAGUAUAAAAUAAAUCUGCACUGUUAGUAAGCUAACGCACGACUUAAUUCCAUCUCAUAUAUUCUACAUGCAAAGUUUAAUCUCUGAUGUUGUUUUUGCAUUUAUUAGUCUGCCUCAAUGUUUACCGAAAUGUUUGAGUUUCAGUUAUAAUAAUAAAAAGAGCCUUAUUUUUGAGUUUCUACAAACCUUUUUUUUCUUUUAACAGAAUAGGUUUUAGAAAUGCAUUGUUGUUGAUAUUGUCUUAUCACGCGCAACGUUGGAAAAUACUGUUUACUGUAGAAAAAAUACUAAUUAAAAAUAAAGAAAUCUUGCGACAGGAUAAAAAGGAUUAUGGGAAAAGUAGUCUAAUGUUACAAUACGUUCAGCGGUAUUCAUAUUUAACAUCAGAAACUUAAUGGACCUGUGUGCCUCAAGAAAUGUACAUUCUAUUAAACAGAGUGGUUGGUGUAAAAAAUAUCUUCUGUAAUUAAUUAUACUUUAAGAACUCUUAAAGCCAUCCUCCAUAUUGUGUGAAUUCUACAUAUUUGGCCAAUUUAACCUGGAGCCUUUCAUCAUGUUUGAUAUGUUUGUUUUUCUUGCUCUAUUAAAGUCUUGUGUAUAUGAUUUAAUUUUGCUGCGUCAUGUUUCCUCUGAAGCUGCAGACUGUUCUCACUUCUCAGUUCAUUUAUUAGUGA
Molecule: messenger RNA, 3420 nt
Organism: Pungitius pungitius (ninespine stickleback)
Lineage: Eukaryota; Metazoa; Chordata; Actinopteri; Perciformes; Gasterosteidae
Product: retinoic acid receptor beta-like
Exons: 8
Coding region: 309-1625 (438 amino acids)
Biological process (GO): cellular response to corticotropin-releasing hormone stimulus; retinoic acid receptor signaling pathway; regulation of transcription by RNA polymerase II
Cellular component (GO): nucleus; transcription regulator complex
Molecular function (GO): RNA polymerase II cis-regulatory region sequence-specific DNA binding; zinc ion binding; nuclear receptor activity
Source: RefSeq, a predicted model, not a curated record